AUGGCCGACACGGGAGGAGCCGGCGAACCCAUGCUGGAUGUUGAUAAAAAGGACAGGAGUUCAGGGGUCAAGUUCACUGACAGAACUGGACCUGGGGGAGCAUGCAUGUCUUGUCUGUCUGAAACUCCAGGCUGGUGCAGAAAGAACCUUCUUCUGGUGCUAACAGUGGUGGGAGUGGUUCUUGGGAUAUUCUUAGGGUUUUGCCUUCGACCAGCUGAACUCUCCGGAGAUGCAAUCAUGCUUGUGUCCUUCCCUGGCGAUCUACUGAUGAGCAUGCUAAAGAUGCUGAUUGUUCCUCUCAUCAUAAGCAGCAUGAUUACAGGUCUGGCUUCUCUUGAUCCAAAAAACUCAGGACGUAUGGGAUUACGUGCUAUCGUUUACUACCUGGCAACCACAUUUGUAGCCAUCAUUCUUGGUAUCAUUCUUGUCCUGGCCAUCCACCCAGGUCAACGUGACGAUGGCAUCAGACUACGGAGCAAAGAAGAGAAGCAUCCCCCUACGUCGUUAGAUGCUUUUCUUGACCUUCUGAGGAAUAUAUUUCCCAACAACAUCAUCCAGGCCUGUUUCCAACACACAAAGACAGUUUACGCAAUCAAGCACCCCGAGGAGUUUAUUUAUACAGCCCCCAACAGUUCACUGCUGGCAGAUCUCAACGACACACUGUCCGCCUCCGUCACAACAGUGUUAACCACCACACAAGCAACACUGGUCAACAUCUCCAGCUCUGACACAAACCAGACAGUUGUAGUUAUCCGAGAAGAAGUCACAAAAUGGGUUAGAACAUAUCCCAUGAAUGAUGGAGUGAAUGUACUCGGAAUCAUCACUUUCUGCACAGCUUUUGGUAUUCUCAUCAGCAACAUGGGAGCCAGAGGGAAAAUUAUGAUCGAGUUCUUCACAGUCCUCAACGAGAUAAUCAUGAAAAUGGUCAUUAUUGUUAUGUGGUACUCCCCUGUAGGCAUCAUGUUUCUCAUUGCUGGAAAAAUUGUUGAACUCAAGGACCCGGCCAAGGUAGGCCAGCAGCUUGGCAUGUACAUGAUCACCGUCCUUCUGGGUUUGACCAUCCACACUUUGGUGUUGCUCCCUGGCAUCUACUUUGUCCUGACCCGCAAGAACCCAUUCCGGAUUAUGUGGGGAGUCAUUCAAGCCUGGGUCACAGCGAUUGGUACUGCAUCAAGGUCA
This is a messenger RNA of Candidula unifasciata, 1179 nucleotides long. The record is from the annotation of a GenBank genome assembly. NCBI's taxonomy places the organism in Eukaryota, Metazoa, Mollusca, Gastropoda, Stylommatophora, Geomitridae.